AUGGCAGUCCGGUCAAAGGGUGUCAAUGCGGCACAUACAGCUGGGAUCUUUGCCGACAUGACGCUUGAUGGGCCUGAGAUUGGCACGCUGGUCGCUGUCGUUGACAGAGCGAAGAACCUUCCCAACCGAAAAACGAUGGGCAAACAGGACCCUUACUGUGCUAUGAGAUUGGGCAAAGACGCCAAAAAGACGGACACAGACAAAAGAGGUGGCCAAACACCGAGAUGGGACCAAGAGCUGCGCUUUACCGUCCACGACUCGCCUGACUACUACAAGUUGAAGUGCUCCGUGUUCAACGACGACAAGAAGACCGAUCUCAUCAGCGAGGCUUGGAUCGAUCUGCAAGAUGUCAUCGUUCCUGGCGGUGGUCAGAGCGAUCAAUGGCGGCAGCUGAACUUCAAGGGAAAAUAUGCUGGAGACAUCCGGAUCGAGCUGACAUAUUACGACACAAGACCGAAGCCAGACGUGCCGGUGGAAUCGAGGAAACCGAGAGACAAGUCCAACUCGAUUGCCAGUGACGCCGCAAGCACCGCUUCUGGGCCGCGUCAACUUGGACCUCGAGAGAUCAAGAGACGCCCUCUCCCACCGGGCCCCGGGGGCUCCUCAUCGCCAGUUUCGGCUGCCCUCACAGCAUCUGAGCGAUGGCCAGCAGAAGAACAGCUUGAGUCGCACGGAAAGCACGGAUACACCAACUCAAAUCCUCCACCUCGUCCACCGAAGCAGAAGUUUGUUCCCGAGACUCCCGACGAUGUAGGAUAUGACCUAAACCCUCAAUUCGGGCCGGACUCGUAUGAGCCGCAAUACGAGUCCAGCCAUUCAUAUCAUGAACGACUCACUUCCAGCGACUUUCAGAAUCUCGAACCAUCAAAUGGCCCUUAUUCUGAAGCAGAACCAUUCCCUGAAGAUGCUUACCAGAGGAGGCAACUUCCAGCGCAACCCGUACAACCACGAUCUGUCUCAGAGCUGCCUCCACCGGAGCAACCCUUCCAACCAUCUUCACAGCCGCCAUACGACGUAACAAAUCGCUCCUCAUAUCGCUCCCCGCCGGUGACACCUCCAGCGGCAGCUGCGCAAAACCAGCAAUGGAACGGCAGGCCGAGCGCAUCUCCCACAAAAUAUGCUGCUUACAGAGACAGUCCGCUCCGUCAGUCAGUCAGUCAGGCCGAUAUGCUGCCAACUGUGCCUAAUUAUCCCGACCAGCGAUUCGAUGAAGACGAGCCUCCCCCACCACCUCCAGCUCAUAGGGGUCAAAUAUCGCGGACAGCGAAGCUGCCCUCAGCGCAGUACGAAGAUUCUCACGAUCAAACUGCCCUGCCCGCUCCGAUAGCUGCGCCUUAUCGAGAUCCCUAUGGACAGCAGUCCCCGCGGACGCCUGUGAAAUUCCAGAGUGUGGAGGACAGAAGCCCGCUGCAGAGGCUUGAGCACGGGUAUGAUCAGUCCCAAGCGACGACUCCUCCCGCGCAGGAAAUUCAACACCAAAUGCCAGCAUUUGAGCCCUACGAGCCGAAUCAACUCGCCGACAAUGAUCGAUAUCCCCCUUUUGCUACCGAGAAGCGAAAAUCGAACAAUUACAACCUCGACCAACUUCGACCAACUGCUUCUGCUAAUGACACUGCACCUUUAGAGCAGCUGCCAGACCACAAUCUCAUCCAGCGGCAGUACCAAGAAAAUCCUCGGGCCGAUGUCAGACAUUCCAUGGGCUAUGCAGCACCGCGUAGAGCGCAGACAUUCGACAACUUCGAGCUACAGGAUGGAAGACACGCGCGCAAAUCUGAUCUCGUUAUCGUGCGACCUCGGCCUAUCAGUCCCAAUCCUAGUCACACUAUUCCACGGAAAUCCAUCACACCGACGCCUGGUGACCGUCGCAGCAUGGACACUGUUCCAUAUGGUCCAGACUCCUAUGAUAGUUUCAAUCCCGGAACUAGUCCUACUGUCAACAAUGGUGGGUAUUCAGCGUCAGAAGACGCACUAGAGGCAUCUCGGCAAAAAGAUAUCGACAAGCUGCAAGAUCAGGGUCCAAUCAUUGGCAACGAUGGUCGGGUCAUCGACCCAUCGGAUCAUCUUCCGGCGGAUACUUGGGCGCCGGAGCCUGAGAGGAAGCAACGCAGACCAGAGCAUGUCAUCAAAAUCCGUACCAGGGAGGAAGCCAGGUUACACAGAGGCUCGGGCUCGUCGCCUUCUUCCGCGAGGCCGCAUUCGAUCGCAACUUCGCCAUUCCCGCCGUCUCCUCAUGGCCCGGCAUCGUCACCGUAUCAUUCGUCUCCGCCCGCAGCUCUGAGUUCACCACAGGUGGAAUCACCUAGUGGUCGCAACAGGCUGAGAAAACCGAUACCUCAGCGCCCGCUCCCGACGGAACCAUACACGCAUCCUCAGUCCAGCCCCGCUGUGCCAACCUUGCCUUCAGUGGACACCCGACCAAGUCCAUCGAGCCAUCGAUAUACCAUUCAUUCCUCUCCAGCGGGCGGACUACCUCCGCGGCCUCCCAUUUCGGACUAUCAGGUCCCUGCAGCAAACAACCAUAGCCCUCAUGGUGGCAGCGGUAGCGGCCCGCGACGUUCCUUCGAAUACCGACCAGAUUAUACACAGCAAACACCCACAAAAAUGCCAUACAGUAAUAGGCAGCAGCCAGAGAUGAUGGGCUAUGGUGGAAGACCGCCAUAUGGCGAAGACAAUCCAUUGGCGCUUGAGCUGAGUCGGAUUGACAUUGGGCCUUCAAUGAGCAGGACAACAUUGAGACCCCAAAAGGCUUACGGUGCAUAUUAG
Messenger RNA from Cladophialophora carrionii CBS 160.54, 2763 nucleotides. RefSeq lists its product as uncharacterized. Bases 1 to 2763 code for a protein of 920 amino acids. NCBI's taxonomy places the organism in Eukaryota, Fungi, Ascomycota, Eurotiomycetes, Chaetothyriales, Herpotrichiellaceae. The record is from RefSeq and is a predicted model, not a curated record. The transcript is spliced from 2 exons.